ACUUCAAACUAUUUAUGAUUAAGUUCCUUUUUGACCUAGAUUUAGCUGUUGAUGCCUGUUAGCGCGAGGAAAAAUGCUGUUUGCUGUUUUCUUUGCUUUGAGUAUUAUGCUUGAAUCCGACAGCUGCAUUGAGUUCGUAUUUCCAUGUGGCCAACCAAAAAUAUACAUUGGAUAUCUAUGGAUUAACGCAACAGUUGUGCAUGUAAUUCCAAGAAUUCAAGCAGCCCCUGACAAACCCAACGAUAAUUUUGGAAACGUUUGUCGUUUCAAAGUACAUAGUCCUGAAAGCUCGCCAUUUUAUGUGGAAUUACUGGAUCAAAAAUAUGGAUUCGCUGAGUUGCGUGUCGAUCCAAAAGUGUCAUCUAAUAUCACAAAAAUGUCAUCAUUCAUUCUGGAAAUAGAAGCGAGCGACUGUGAUGAACAUUCUCCUACAACUUCACGAGUUCCCAUUCAAAUACGAGUUAUAGAUCGUCAUGGACCUGUUUUUGAUAAACCUCACUAUAAUUUUAAAAUUGGUCAAAGAAGUCCAAUCGGUAGUAUAGUUGGUCAAAUCCAAGCUAUUGAAGAAGUGAACCAACCAAGAGAGUAUUCGAAUACUGCCAUUUGUAGUUAUCGUCUUGAGCCUGUUGAUAGUCCGUUUUCUAUCAAUAAUUAUGGUGUUAUACGUGUACGUGAAGCACUUUUAUCUCUUGCACAAAGACCUUAUUCACUACAAGUUAUUGCCGAGGAUUGUAGUCGUCCAGUACCACAUAGAGCAUCAGUCAGUGUAACAAUUGAACAAAUUCUUCUUGAUUGCAAACCAGGCUGGAAAAAUUUACCAAGUGAUAUUGAAUUUCUUGGAUCUGAAGAAAAACCUGAACGUUUAUUUAUGCAUUCGAGUUUACACCUGGAGACAUGUACUGGUCCAUGUGCUAAUCCAUUUAUAGAAGCUCGGUUGGAACUUAGAUCGCCUGUAAUCGGUCAGAAUCUCGUUACAGCUAAUCCACAAUCCUGUCGACAUGAACCAACAAGUAUAAAAAGACAGCAGAAAUUUUGCGGUCUCGAUCCAACAACCAUUACAAAUCUCCUUCCUGAUCCUGAGUAUGAUUUAGUGAACCAGUUGAUUGGACCAGUGCUGAAUAGUCCACCACGUUUAAUUCCAUCAGUGCUUGCUUGGCGAUUUGAUCCAACUUUAUCGACUGUAUGGGAGAUUGAUGCAGAUCGAUUGUUCAAUAAUACAAGAUUACCAAUUAAGUGGGAUUCAGAUUUUACCAUAUCAUUUUGGCUUAGACGACAUCAUUUUCAAAACAAUUUGAGAGCAUCAAAUAAUGACGAGAAUGAAGAAUCAAUACUUUGUAGCCAUGAUAACAUUGAAUCCGAAUGGAGGUAUUUGUCGAUCAAUUUACAUGGAUGUCGAUUUAUAGUAAGGAUUAUGUCGUCCACAAGUAGUGAACUGAAAAAAUCUACACUUUUUAUAUUCGAUCCGUUACCAGAAGAGAUUUGUUCUCAUACUACCGGUCAUGAUGAUGGAAUAUGGCAUCAUUAUGCAAUCACAUUCAGUUCAUCGUCAUCAUCUGCAAUAAACAACGAUCCGAUUACCAUUUUAAUAGAUGGACAAGAUUUGGAUAUUAAGGCCAUGCCUACUGUUUAUGAAUCAUUACAAACCGCUUCAAAUCCUUUCAGCUAUAAAGGAAAACCGAGACUUACAAUUGGUGCAUGUUAUGAUCCUCAGACACAUUUAACAAGACAACAUUUACAUGGUGAUUUGACUGGUUUCACAUUAUUACAUGAAAAAAUUGAAUCCCCGAAUACGUUAAGAUGUAUUAGUCAAUGCGGUGAAGCUUUACUUAUUCCAAAUGUUAUGGAGGUAUUAUGUCCAGAUAUUGACAUACAUUUAGAGAAUGAUUUAAUUACCGUGAGCGGACAAAACAUAAUGCAUUUGACUGAUGUACUGACUUCAAUUUCUUAUGCUAGACCACAACCAGGAGUUAGUGUGAAUUAUGUACCUAAUGUGGCACAAUCUCGUCUAUUGAGAUUAUUAACAUCAUAUAGAUGCUCAGGAGACCAGUCAUUUGUCAUACCAACUGCGGAGAUCAGGUUAAAUGUUCUACCUAUGACGGUUACGGACAUCUUAAGAACAUCUCAUCAUGACUUAUCCGACCAAAUCUCUCAAUCAACCAAGGAUACUUCUUUAUGGGUUCCUGCUAAUAUGCAUGUUCUUGAUCGCCCAGGUCUAUCUCAGGCUAUAGUGGGAACAAAAGCCAAUUAUGAUAAAAAUUCAAGACCACUUCAACCUCCAUCGUUAAUAAUUCUUGGGUCAGACAUUGUAACCACUGAGCCACCUAUUAAUCCACCUGGAAUCCCUUUAUUUUCAGACCUUCGUUUUGGGCUUCCAACAGAACGAGUUUCUGAUUCAUCGAGUUCUUCCCAGGUUGCUGCAGGUGUACCACUGGAUGACUGUUUUGUAUGGCUUAUCUCAACUGGUAAUCCGAUCAGUUUAAAUAUAAGACCAAAAUUAUAUGAAGAAUAUGGUGCACGUAUUGACUGGCCUGUAGAUGAAACUCAAUCAAGUCAAUUAAUUGGUCUAGCAGAUCGUACUGGGAUACAACUGAGAGGACGUAAACCUGCUUUAAUCUAUGCUAACCUAUUACAGAAAUUUCGAUUUUGGCCACCAAAAAAUAUUCGUUCAGUGCAACUAAUGGAUACAAAUAAAGAAAUAAUUUAUAUGGCCAAUAUUGGCCUAAUGUGUAGUUUAGACAGUGGGAAGCAAACAACACCUGAAUUUGUUGUCAAAAUUAUUAUUCAAGGCAAAGGGUCAGAAACAGCAUCGCUUAUCAAUGAAGUAGGUGCAUUUAUUUCAAAUCGAUCUUUGUCAUCUCGUCCAAAUCCUGAUGCAGUACAUUAUGUACUAUCCGAUCAAGAACGUAUUGAAUCUGGUGACAAAUCGUUAAACCGUCUACGCCUUAUUAAUCCAAUUGAUUAUGAAUAUGGAACUAUAGAUAGAAAGCCUCAGUACAGUUAUACUGGAUUAGUUAUUGGUUUAUCAGUUUCUGCUAUCAUAUUAGGGGUAUUAAUUGGUACAGCUAUUUGGUAUAUACGAAAAAAUAAACCACAACAUCAUAAGAAACCAACGCGUCGUAGGAGAUUUGCAUCACAACCUGCUGAUUUUGGUGGUUCUAAUUUAAAAACAGAUCCAACUCUUAGACUUACAACUAAUCCCGUAAAUGAUUUACAGUUGAUGAGUAUGAAAAUUAAAUCUAUGCAUGGAAUAGAUUAUUCACUACAUUCAACACCUACACGAAAUCAUUGUAUUUAUUCCCCACCAUUGACAACACAACGAGUUAAUCCAUUUAAUAAUACAUCAUGUGAUGAAUUAUCUGGUUCCAUGUAUUCACUUCCAAAUCAAACACCAAGGCUAGCUGAUCUUGAAGAGUUUGAAGAUGAAAAUUAUGAAUAUGACGAUGAAUUGGGUAGUGUAGAUCAAAUUCACAAUCCUAAAUAUUGGAUUACUGGACAAAUAUUAAAAAAUAAUUCUACUAAAACUUCAAUUAUAAAACCACAUGUUGAUCAAGAACAAAUAGAAAAUUUAAAAUCUUUUUGUCCAAAUAAUUCUCUAAUAAAAUCAGAUCGUUAUGAAUGGAUUGAUAAUGAGUUGGAUACAAAUUGGCAUGAAAAGAUUCAUGAGAAUCAUAAACAUGAAUCAAAAUCCACCGAAUUAUUUACUCAAACAGGUCAAUUAAAUCAGAAUAAAAAUAUGAAUCAAACUGUUCAUGUGUAAAAAAAAAACAAUUUAAUUUUCUUCAAGAAAUGACAUAUUCCUCACUUGAAUGUGUAUUCUCAGCUUUCAUUAUAGUAAGUCUGUAUGUCCAUACAGUUACUUUUACAAAUACCAUUGUAAAAAAAAAAUUUAUACGCUGAUUUAUACGAGCCUAUGGACAAAUACUAGAAAUCAUUUAUCUAUGCAUCCAUGCUAAUAUACAAAAAGACAUCCAUAUAAAUAUGAUACAUUUUUUCCCACUGUCUUACUGUCCAAAAUAUUAACCCUUCCUAGUAGUUAUGUAACUUUAUACACUAACACCUAUACAUGCUAACAAUAGUGAUUGUUCCAUUCUUUUCUCUGUUAUGCUUUUUGUUCUUUUCAUUUCUUCCACUAUAUUUCAUUUGCUACCUUAUUUACCUAGUCAUAUGCUUAGACAUUAUAAAUAACUAUUUUACUUUUAAAUACAAUUUCAUUUAUGCAAGUAGUUACAUAUACAGUUUUUUUGUUUUCUUUCAUUUAAAUAAACAAUAAACCUUGUUCAGUUCUAUAUUUAAAGACGAAUUAAACUGAUCUAUAUAGUGGAUAUCAUUUUGCAAACAAUUUCAUUUUAACUAUUAUGGGGUAAAAUGUAUUUCUAUGGCCUCUAUGUGCCACUAUUUGCCACUAUUUUAUUUUAUAUUAAUAAUAUAAAUAAAAAUUAUUUAGCAAUGUUAUUUCAAAAUAUACACUCAUUGUCUACUUAUUAUGAUACAUUUUUUUCCCUUGGUUUUUACUACAGUAACAGAGAACAAAUAGAGAGUAUGUUAUAUAGUUCAUGAAUAUUGUUUUAGAAAAAUUAAACCAAGUUUUUUUUUGCCAAAUAAAUCUCUUAUUUAAUAUUUUCACCAAUAUUCUAUUUAAAAAGUAUUCAUGAGUGUUUUUUUUUCUCAGUCAGGUUCUUUUUUUCGGUGGAUACAAUUGUUAACCCCACCUCUAACCAUUCUUUUUGGGUUGGAAACGGACAAUGUCUGUGGAAGGGCUCCAGGACAGGUUAAAAAGUAUAUAGACUAUGUAGAUUAUGUACAGUCCCGGAGUGGACAUCAGUGGACAUCCAGCUGACGAGUUCCGAAUAGGAUGAAACGCGCGUCCUGGAUUCCACUGCUAGCCAUUAUCCAUCUUUACUUAAAAAGCUUGUGACUUAAUGCUAUAUCAAGGCAAUGCGCACAGGAUGCACUUAUGCCAACUAGAGACUGAUCAAUUGCAGUCCUAAAUAACAAUGGGAAGAUACAACUAAAACAACACCAAGUGAAUUUAUUUAGAAUAUGAUUCAAGAAUCUUGCUAGAAAGAAUAACAAAUGACAGUCUUUCUUAAAUCGCAAUUUAUCAUUAUGCAGAAUAACUGAAGUUUUUUUCCAGUAUUUUAGUUACAUAUUACUCUUUGGAGCAACAUAAUUAUUUGUUUAAUCACAUUUUAAAAGUUUCCAUUUCUUUCUUGGUUUAGAUUGCAUUUUUAGGACAGAGAAAUAGUUUACAUCAUGGAUUAACUUUUUACACUGUGUUCAUUCAUUACUAAAAUAUAAUGAACCAAAACCAUGAACUUCCUGUUGUUAUAGUGACUACAAGAUCAUUCAACUACCUAAAUUAUAUAAAUAUUUAUCAUUAUAUACUACUCAUGUGUUUUAUGAUUUUUCACCACACUGACAACAAUAUAUUCACCUAAAUAUUUU
Messenger RNA from Schistosoma curassoni, 5445 nucleotides. The record is from the annotation of a GenBank genome assembly. NCBI's taxonomy places the organism in Eukaryota, Metazoa, Platyhelminthes, Trematoda, Strigeidida, Schistosomatidae.